Eutrema salsugineum is the source of this 1803-nucleotide messenger RNA. Its product is annotated as inactive TPR repeat-containing thioredoxin TTL3. Bases 1 to 1770 code for a protein of 589 amino acids. The transcript has 4 exons. Lineage: Eukaryota; Viridiplantae; Streptophyta; Magnoliopsida; Brassicales; Brassicaceae. Gene Ontology annotation, molecular function: protein binding. Gene Ontology annotation, cellular component: cytoplasm. The record is from RefSeq and is a predicted model, not a curated record.
AUGUCGGAAAAUCCGGUGGAGAAAAGGUCGCGUUGUGGGUUGUUGGGUUUAGUGUUUGGUAGACGUGGCUUGUGGUCCAAGAAAUGUAACACGGACCAUGGUAGCCAUAAAAGCACAAUGAGUAGCAGCAACGCCUCCUCUGCUACUGCUACCACUGCUAACAUUCAGUUCACCAAAUCUCCAGGUACCGAAUUAAACCCCAAAAAGCUUCAAGAUCAAAGAGUUUCACCUGAACCUCUCCAGAUGCAGAACCAGAUACAGAGACCACAACCCUCAUCGAAUCCAUACCCUAAUAACCAUCAUAAUGGUAACUACCAACAGAGUAAUAAUCCAGGACCGGUCCAACAACAAGCAAAGAAAGUGCCAAGGGAAGCCAUCGGUUUAUCAGGUGAACUAGAGAGCAUGAUCAUGGAUAAUCAGAAAGCAAAAGGGAAGAAUGGCUCCAUGGUUAGAGCAUCUUCAAGCAAUGUGAUGUUGUUUGGCAAUCUUGGGAACUUGAAGCAGCCUGGAGCAGCGGUUGGGAAUCAGAAAACUGUUCAGAACAAUGGAUAUGGUAGUGCUGGUGGAGGGUAUGGGACGAGGAAGACGAUGGAAGAGGAAAUACGGACAUCGGUUGCACCUGCGGACUCUGUUUCUAAUAAUAACCAAGAUCAAUCAGGAACUUUGUGCAGAGCGAUUUCCACGCGAAUGGAUCCGGAAACGUUGAAAAUAAUGGGGAAUGAAGAUUACAAAAACGGGAAUUUCGCAGAGGCCUUAGCUUUGUAUGACGCUGCAAUAGCCAUCGAUCCGAAGAAGGCUGCGUAUCGUAGCAACAAAAGCGCGGCUUUAACGGCGUUGGGGAGGAUCCUUGAAGCAGUAUUUGAGUGUAGAGAAGCAAUCAGAAUGGAGCCUCAUUACCAUAGAGCACACCAUCGCUUGGCUAACUUGUACCUCAGGUUAGGAGAGGUGGAGAAGUCAAUAUAUCAUUUCAAGCAUUCGGGUCCAGAAGCAGACCAAGAAGACAUUUUGAAGGCUAAAACGGUACAAACACAUCUCAACAAAUGCACAGAGGCCAAAAGAUUGCGAGAUUGGAACACUCUGAUCAAAGAAACGGAAAACACCAUAGCUUCAGGCGCCGAUGCAGCUCCUCAAGUUUAUGCAUUGCAAGCAGAGGCCUUUCUAAAGAGUUACAGACAUCAAGAGGCCGAUCAUGCUUUGUCUAGAUGUCCUGUUUUCGAUGUGGAAAUGAGCACCAAAUAUUACGGACCGAUCGGUUACGCCGGUUUCUUGGUCGUCUGGGCUCAGGUUCACAUGUCUUCCGGCAGAUUCGGAGAGGCCGUGGAGGCGAUUCAACGAGCGAGCAAGCUGGAUGGGAACAACAGGGAAGUGAGUAUGGUUCUCCGGCGUGCGCAGGCGGUUACGGCGGCGCGGUCUAAAGGCAACGAUUUUUUCAAAGCCGGAAGAUUUCAAGAAGCAAGCGCGGCUUAUGGAGAAGGAUUAGACCACGACUCGAGAAACUCAGUCUUGCUAUGUAACCGAGCGGCUUGUCUCUCCAAAAUGGGCCAAUACGAUAGAGCCGUUGAGGACUCCACGACGGCACUCGCCGUCCGUCCUGGCUACGCCAAGGCUCGACUCAGAAGAGCCGAUUGUAACGCUAAGCUUGGGAAUUGGGAAUCGGCUAUUGGAGAUUACGAGAUACUUAAAAAAGAGACACCGGAAGACGAGGAAGUGAUCAGAGGAUUGUCGGAGGCUCAGAAGCAGCUCGUGAAACGCCGUGGCCAUGACUCUUGAAACCUCCCGGCGAUUAAAACAAAACCCCUGAGA